Molecule: messenger RNA, 399 nt
Organism: Aphanomyces astaci
Lineage: Eukaryota; Oomycota; Saprolegniomycetes; Saprolegniales; Verrucalvaceae
Exons: 3
Coding region: 1-399 (132 amino acids)
Source: RefSeq, a predicted model, not a curated record
AUGCCCCAGCAAACCAACAUGUCCCCCAAAGUCGCUUCUACAGUCGUACCUCGUGUCCGUGGGAAGAAGCACUUGACCCUCGCGCAACGUCAUCGCAUCUACGAGCUGCUCCACAACAGUUUCAGUGUGAUUCGCGGACCAUCUCCCGUAUCUGGAGCCGUGGCCGUGCAUCCUCACGCAAUGGCAGGGGUGUUGCCGAUAUCGCGUCAAAAAUUGCAGGAAACUCUGGUCGCAAAAGAACGCGUUCUGCGGACGAGAUUGAAGCCGCAAUCCGCCAAGCCCCCAAGAAUCGCGGCAAACGAUGCGGGCACUGGCGUUCAAGUCUGGUAUCCCUCAUCGCACGAUUGGACGCUAUAUGCAAGAGACUGGACGUUUGAAGGCACGAUCAAGUUACAUUAA